GCGGAGACUAGCAGAAACUGAGGCUGGACAUACUCUUUAAAUCCGGUCACUGUGAGCUGCUGGCGACCCAGUACCUCGCCCUACACGUUUAACGUGUGCUACAUGUGAAGGUCAUAAACAGACUCGAGUUUAUAUGUUUACUUGUUUUCAGUCGUAGGAAAUGAUCCAACAGUUUCUGCGCCCGUUGCUGUGGGUCCGUCCGCUUCGCUGCAUGCUGGAUGAAAGGCUCGACGUGCGCGUGCGCGGUUUACUGCCCGGGGUUCGAGUCACGCUGCACGCGCUGCUUCACGCAGAGGAUGGAGAUUUUUGGGAAGGUUUUGGUCACUAUAUUAGCGAUGAUUUAGGAACUGUCACAGUAUGUAAAGAUGCCAGUCUUGGUGGAUCAUAUGACGGAGUUAAACCCAUGGGUCUGCUGUGGAGUAUGAAACCCAUUCCUGGAAGUAGGACAGGCCUCAGAUUGAGGAAGAAGGAUGUCCAGGCACAGUCUGAUGUGCACAUAUCUGUGUACAAAGACCACUUAACACACGGCUUCCAGGAGAAAGCUCCUAUAGCAUCAGUUGUGGCACAGCGGUGGUACAUGGCCCCUGGAGUUCAGAGAGUUGAUGUUACGGACAAAGGAUUAAAGGGGACUCUUUUUAUCCCACCAGGUCCUGGUCCUUUUCCUGCUGUGCUGGACCUCUGGGGUGGAGGAGGGGGUCUAGUCGAGUAUCGCUCUGCUCUACUAGCAUCCAGAGGCUACGUCUCAUUAUCUUUAGAGUAUAGUGCUGAAACGGAUGCUGGUGGAAAGCCGCGGCAUGUGGAGAUUGACUAUUUUGAGGCAGCCAUCACUGUGCUGAGGCAGCAUCCACAGGUGUCCCCUGAAAGACUCGCCAUUGUGGGUUUGUCAUAUGGUGCUUUUUUGACCAUGUACAUGGCGGCGUAUUCUUCAGUGAUAAAGCCCAGGUGUAUAGUGUGUAUUAGUGGAAGCCAUGCUAUACCUGUCAGUGGAUCACUGGUUGAUAUCUCAGGACUGGUCAAAAGAUUGACCAAGAAACCCCACUAUGAUAAGGAACAGAGACAAAUUUGGCGAGCUCCUCUGCUACCAAUACCAGAUGACCCUUUGAACAAAGUUGAAGUAGAUCGUAUCAAAUGUCCCAUUUUACUGAUUGUUGGGGAAGAUGAUCAAAAUUGCCCAGCAUCAGAGUCAGCAGAUGAUAUGAAGCAGAUGAUGGAGCGAGCUGGUAAUAGUCACCUGUUGACCGUUUUAACCUACCCUGGAGCCGGCCACCUCAUCGAGCCUCCUUACACUCCACAUUGCCAAGCCAGCAACUUCAUGUUGGCAGAGACAAGGACUAAAGUGAUGGUGCUGUGGGGUGGACAGACGGAGGCUCACAGUCAAGCUCAGGAAGAUUCCUGGCACAAAAUCCUGGCCUUUUUGGAGCAGCACCUCUACAGCAACACAAGUGAUUAAAACCAAUGUGAAAACAUUUAUUUCCAGAAUGUGGCUCACUGGUGAAAAGGGAGCUCAAGAGUCUUCUCCAGAUUUCUUAUCAUUUCAUAUUAUGUUGUGCCUUAUAUCAGCUAUUGAAGAACAAUAAUCAGAUCAUAAAUCUGUGGUUAAAAUUUCAUUUAAAAAUGGAAGGUAAUGUAUGUAACUUAUGACUAAGCGGAGGACCACCAGGUCUGUAUCCUUCCCUAAGACUAGUGACCUAGUGACCACUACUACCUUAUGACCGUGACGCCAUGCUGGUACCCUAUAAAUGGUGCCUGUGACAUCAAGUUCGUCCCGUGGCUGUUCUUAUCAACGCAAGUCACCAACAUGUAUCAGCAGUCCUCCAGUCAUACAUCCACGGUUACAUACUUAACAUUCCAUUGCACUUCCAGACUUGCGUUCCAGACUGCCAAAGUCAUCAAAAGGGUUCAUAAAAUGUCCUGACAAUGACAGACUGAAUUAGUCAAAGUUCUGAUACUGUUCUCCACCAAGGAAUUGCUAUUUAUCAGCUUGACUAAAAUUUCAGGAAGAUAAAACGUAUCUAAAAGUGCAAUCUUUAUAAAUGUUAUAUAAUAAAAGAUUUGUAUGCA
Molecule: messenger RNA, 2061 nt
Organism: Pangasianodon hypophthalmus (striped catfish)
Lineage: Eukaryota; Metazoa; Chordata; Actinopteri; Siluriformes; Pangasiidae
Product: peroxisomal succinyl-coenzyme A thioesterase
Exons: 10
Coding region: 161-1450 (429 amino acids)
Biological process (GO): acyl-CoA metabolic process; fatty acid metabolic process
Molecular function (GO): fatty acyl-CoA hydrolase activity
Source: RefSeq, a predicted model, not a curated record